This is a messenger RNA of Osmerus eperlanus (European smelt), 1220 nucleotides long. It is a transcript of the gene pheta2, whose product is annotated as PH domain containing endocytic trafficking adaptor 2. Bases 234 to 1055 code for a protein of 273 amino acids. The record is from RefSeq and is a predicted model, not a curated record. Gene Ontology annotation, cellular component: trans-Golgi network; early endosome; recycling endosome. Gene Ontology annotation, biological process: retrograde transport, endosome to Golgi; receptor recycling; endosome organization. The transcript has 4 exons. Lineage: Eukaryota; Metazoa; Chordata; Actinopteri; Osmeriformes; Osmeridae.
AUAUUUCAACACUCGUCCUCUAGUACCCAUGGGAGGACCAGUGUUCGUAACCUGAAACUUUAUGUUUAAACAUUGUCUUAUGUUCCAGACGAGCACCAACCACUGUGCUCCCAAGAUUGAAAAGGAAUCAAAUGAAUUAUUACCUAAUGGCAGAAAUGAUCAAAUCUACAUCUUGUCGUGGAUGCAGCAGGAUAUUGUAAGUCGUGCAACAUUUGUACACAGCUGAAAUUGAGAUGAAGAUCCACAAGAAGAUUUUAACUCAUUACCUAUCCUGCACCUCACCUGUUGAUAAAGAAGGAUAUCUCUACAAAAAGAAAGAGAGGAAUGCUUCUUACCAGAGACGCUGGUUUGUCCUGAAGGCUAAUCUGCUGUUCUACCAGGAGAGGCCAGCAGAUCGACAUCUGUUGGGUGUGAUUUUCCUCGAGGGCUGUGCAGUCCGACACUUUGAGUCUGAUGGACAGUUUGCCUUCUCCCUGGUGUUCAGAGGACCUGGCCUGAAGACCUACAGGCUAGCAGCAGAAGACCCUCAGGGCCAGGAGAGCUGGGUAAAAGCCCUGCUGUCUGUCAGUCACUGCUACCUGUCACUGCUGGUGAGGGACCUGGGGAAGCAGUACGAAGAGGCCAAACGAGAAACAGAACCCGGAGAUUCACACCAGCGCCCUACUGUGAGUGGUCUGGGCACGAAGGGUCUUAACCAAUCCAGGGUCACCCUCAACUCAGGCUCAUCCUUCCCCAUGCAGGGGGCGGGGCCACUGGUGAGGGAGGGAAGGAGUUUCAGUGCCACUCAGAUGUUGCAAGGACACAAAAUGCCUGCUAAAGGGCCCAGUAAGAGAUCGCCAAAGCUUUGGCCAAAGAGAAAUGCACAUGUCACGCCACUAAAUGGCCCAGUUCCAGCCUACGGGGAAUGGCCUAUGAUUGGCCUGGAUUCUCUGGAAGAGUUCAGCACGCUCCACGACUACUACGGCCAAGAGGUGAGGCAGCUGAGGGAAGAAUGGAGGAGGAGGAGGCAAGAGGAGAAGGGCCAGAUUGAGGACGAUCUCUUUGGUCUGGGAUGAAAAGUGACAUCUCGUUUGAAACGUUUGAAUCACACACAAGUCCAGCUCUAGUAUUGAGAUAUGUACAGUACAAUUGCAUUUUAAAGUAUUUUAGUAUAUGUUGACUUGUUUUAAAUAUUAAAUUAUAAAGGAAUGUGAAAGAUGUGAAAAAUAAAACAUGGAUUG